Messenger RNA from Eutrema salsugineum, 1365 nucleotides. Its product is annotated as (Z)-3-hexen-1-ol acetyltransferase. NCBI's taxonomy places the organism in Eukaryota, Viridiplantae, Streptophyta, Magnoliopsida, Brassicales, Brassicaceae. The record is from RefSeq and is a predicted model, not a curated record. Gene Ontology annotation, molecular function: acyltransferase activity, transferring groups other than amino-acyl groups.
AUGGACUAUCAGGUGUCUUUGCCUCAAUCCACCACCACCACAUGUCUCUCGUUCAAGGUUCAUCGCCAGCAGCCGGAGCUGGUAACUCCGGCUAAGCUAACACCACGAGAACUCAAACCUCUUUCCGACAUUGACGACCAACAAGGGUUAAGAUUUCAACUUCCGGUUAUCUUUUUCUACAGACCUAACCUUACAAGUAAUCUUGAUCCGGUCCAAGUGAUUAGGAGAGCCCUCGCGGAGACGCUGGUUUACUAUUACCCGUUCGCUGAAGGUCCAAACCGGAAACUCGCGGUGGACUGUACCGGAGAAGGCGCUUUGUUCAUUGAAGCCGAUGCUGACGUGGCGUUUGCUGAGUUAGAGGAAGCAAACUCUCUUCUUCCUCCUUUCCCUUGCUUAGAAGAGCUUCUCUAUGACGUACAAGGCUCCAGUGAUUUGCUUAACACUCCUUUGCUUCUCGUCCAGGUCACGCGUCUUAAUUGCGGUGGAUUUAUCUUUGCCCUCCGUUUCAACCACACCAUGACCGAUGGAGCCGGCCUGUCCCUCUUUCUGAAAUCACUCUGCGAGUUAGCGUGCGGGUUACGAGCACCCUCGGUUCCACCCGUGUGGGACCGACAUCUACUGACAGCGAGUGUCUCCGACCGUGUGACCCACACGCACCGCGAGUACGACGCUAAAGUAAUGGAACCUGAAGCAGUAGUUAAUGUCGGAGAAUGUUUGGUUAGUCGGUCUUUCUUUUUUGGUGCGGACGAGAUCGCCGCUAUACGGAGACUCCUCCUCCCGCCUAAUCUCCACAACACCACUUUUGAAGUGCUGACUUCCUUUUUGUGGCGUUGCCGGACCGUUGCGUUGAAUCCUGAACCCAACACCGAGAUGCGUAUGACUUGCAUUGUCAACUCGCGUUCCAAACUUAGCAACCCACCGUUACCAUCAGGUUACUACGGAAAUGCUUUUGCCAUUCCUGUGGCGAUAGCGACCGCAAAAGAUCUGAUAGAGAAACCGCUUGAGUUUGCUUUGAGGUUGAUACAAGAGGCCAAGUCGAGCGUGACAGAAGACUACAUCCGGUCCGUGACGGCCUUAAUGGCAACUAGAGGCCGGCCUAUGUUUGUGACUGCUGGGAACUUCAUAGUGUCAGAUUUGAGACAUUUUGAUUUAGGCAAAGUUGAUUUCGGGCCGUGGCGUACGCCGGUGUAUGGUGGAACCGCUAAGGCCGGUAUCGAUGUUUUUCCUGGAGUGAGUUUUUAUGUGCCGUUGACGAAUAAAAAGGGAGAGACGGGAAUCGACGUGGCGAUUAGCUUGCCGGUUCCUGCCAUGAAGAGAUUUGCGGAAGAGCUAAACCGUGUGUUAAAACGUCCAACAUGUGUGUGA